AUGGAAUUCAACCGCAAUGGUCUGUCACUCAAUGCUGAUUUCAAGCAGUAUUUCUUACGUGUUUCAUAUGAUCGGAUUAAGAACACGUAUGAUGAAUUUGAAAUCAGUUCAUUGUUCGAAGUUGCGGGUAUGUCAGUAACCGACAAAUAUCCGAAUUCAGUUCACACUUCGAGUCAAGCCAUGAACAAUACACAAGAAACAACCAAUGAACCAUUUGAAAUCAUUGACACGAGCGAUGAAGAAGAUGAAGCAACGAAAAUGGAACGUGCCAUUCGAUACGAUGGCCAUGGCAUAUCAAAAGAAUUAAACGAUUAUGGUCAAUUUGACGACGAUGAAAGCUACACCGAAAUGUCAGACACGAAAUCAAACGUGUUUGACUCUCAAGAAGAUGUUUCGAAUAACAGAGAUGAAGAUCGCAUUGGAAAUGGAAUGGACAACGCAAUGAAGGCAGAGGAAAUGGAACGGGAUGAUGCCAUUUCGAUGGUUGGCAUCACUAUGAACACAACAAGCCAGAACACAUUAACUGUGAAUUUGAGCAAUAAAUCAAACAACGUCGGUGGUGCCAAAAGAAACAACAUGACCGGAAGAUCAAAUGGAUGUCCAAGAAAGCAAACUGAAUCAUUGCGACGUAAAAGCUCAAUGUCUUCAAAAUCAAUGGGGCCGAAAAAUCGAUUCCAGUGCAAACUUUGUGAAUAUUCCAGCAAUCGAAAGGGAGACUUCAAUAAACACAUGCGUACUCACACCGACUCGAGAAAGAUGCCAUGCUUAUUAAAUAUUGUUUAA
Molecule: messenger RNA, 783 nt
Organism: Contarinia nasturtii (swede midge)
Lineage: Eukaryota; Metazoa; Arthropoda; Insecta; Diptera; Cecidomyiidae
Product: transcriptional regulator CRZ1-like
Exons: 4
Coding region: 1-783 (260 amino acids)
Source: RefSeq, a predicted model, not a curated record